AUGUCGGGUGUAGUUAAAAACUUUUUUAUCAAAUCGCCCAGCGCUCGGAGCACUGGUUACAACUUUUGUGCCAUUUCUUGCGAGUCUUGUAAAGCAUUUUUCCGGAGAAAUGCCACCAAAUUGGAUGAGUAUAAGUGUCCGUUUGAUGACAAAUGUAAGGUGAAUGUCGUGACCAGAAAAUUCUGCCGCAAAUGUCGACUCCGGAAGUGUUAUGCCGUCGGAAUGAAACAAGUA
This is a messenger RNA of Oppiella nova, 234 nucleotides long. NCBI's taxonomy places the organism in Eukaryota, Metazoa, Arthropoda, Arachnida, Sarcoptiformes, Oppiidae. The record is from the annotation of a GenBank genome assembly.